AUGUUCCUUGAUGUCUCUGCUGUAGAUGCUGAGGUUAUCUGCAGUUAUGAGGAUGUUUUGAGACAGCUGAACCUGUCCAAAAAGAUGGAGCUGUACACCAUGGCCCGACCUGUAAGAGAUUACAAAACAACCACACGGGUACACCUCCAAAUGUCUAUCUAUGGCAUUCUGGAUGUGAGAGAGAAAGACCAGGCUUUCGUUCCUUACGUUUGGAUUUAUAUGGGCUGGAAAAAUGAUCAGCUUGGUUGGCAUCCACCUAACUUUUGUGGACUCGAACAAGUAGUAGUACCUACUGAAGUAUUGUGGAGGCCAGAUCUAACUAUUGAAGAGAUGACAGAGAAAGACAAGGCCCCGCCAACUCCUUUUCUCACCAUAACAUGGGAUGGUCGUGUGGAAUAUAGGAAUGACCAGGUGCUGGUCAGCACGUGCAGGAUGCAAGUUUACAAAUUUCCUUUCGACGUUCAGAGCUGCAGCCUCUCUUUCAAGUCUGUCGUAUACUCUGAUAAAGAACUAAAGUUUGAAGCCAUCCUUGAUGCUUCAAAAAUCACAGACUGGUCUCGUGAAGUGAUGCGGACUCAGUAUGAGUGGCUGUUCAUCAACAUGACUGUCAAAGAGAAAACUGUCAACAAUUUUAGCUACAACCAAAGCAUGAUCGUUUACACUAUCAAGAUGAGGAGGCGGUCUGUCCUCUACAUUGCCAACUUCUUGCUACCCAUCCUGUUCUUCUUCUGUCUGGACUUGGCCUCCUUCCUCAUCUCGGACACAGGGGGCGAGAAGCUCAGCUUCAAGGUCACUGUGCUGCUUGCUGUCACUGUGAUGCAGCUUAUUCUCAAUGAAAUUCUGCCUGCCUCUUCAGACAGGAUUCCACUUAUAGCGGUCUACUGUAUUGGGAUGUUUGGUCUGAUGCUGCUGAGCCUCCUGGAGACGAUUUUGGUGAUGUAUCUGAUAGAGAAAGACUCUACAUCCCAAGACAACAAGGCAAAUAAUGUCCAAAGCUUGAGUGAGGACUGUGGAGGUAAAUGGAGCAAAGACGACAUACACAGCUGUGAUGGAGAGGUGAAGAAAUGGAAUCACUGUGCCUGUGUCUGUGAUGUGUCUGCUGACGAACCUCCAUCUGAACUGUUGUCUGUGGCCAAAGAGGGAAGCAGCAGCCAUCUCAAGGAGGAAGGCCAGGACUUGGAGAACAUCUCAGAUGAGCUGAGGGAGAUGGUGAAAACACUGAUUCAGCUCCUCGACAGCAGGAAGGAAGAAAACAAGCCCGGCUACUGGACCAGAGUGACUAAAAUAAUCAACAAAGUUUUCUUCAUUUUCUAUGCCACAGCUUCCAGUCUGUUUUUAAUUGUUAUCUUUUCAAUAUGGAACACUGCAGCAGAUGAGUAGAGGUAAUGUUUACAAACACGA
Epinephelus lanceolatus (giant grouper) is the source of this 1401-nucleotide messenger RNA. RefSeq names its product 5-hydroxytryptamine receptor 3A-like. The record is from RefSeq and is a predicted model, not a curated record. Gene Ontology annotation, biological process: monoatomic ion transmembrane transport. Gene Ontology annotation, molecular function: transmembrane signaling receptor activity; extracellular ligand-gated monoatomic ion channel activity. Gene Ontology annotation, cellular component: membrane. NCBI's taxonomy places the organism in Eukaryota, Metazoa, Chordata, Actinopteri, Perciformes, Serranidae.